Molecule: messenger RNA, 760 nt
Organism: Corylus avellana
Lineage: Eukaryota; Viridiplantae; Streptophyta; Magnoliopsida; Fagales; Betulaceae
Product: small ribosomal subunit protein uS11x
Biological process (GO): translation
Cellular component (GO): ribosome
Molecular function (GO): structural constituent of ribosome
Source: RefSeq, a predicted model, not a curated record
CUGUGACAACCUUUCUCACUCUUCUUCUCUUUAGGGCUUUUGCAGCUGAAAGAAGCGUCAGAGCCUCCUCAGAAACCCUAGAGCUCUUAAUCUCAUCACUUGGAAGCCAUGUCGAGGAGGAAGACUAGGGAGCCAAAGGAAGAAAAUGUGACCCUUGGACCUUCUGUAAGAGAAGGAGAACAAGUUUUUGGUGUUGCCCACAUUUUUGCGUCAUUUAAUGACACAUUUAUUCAUGUGACUGAUCUCUCAGGUGGUGAAACACUUGUUCGAAUUACAGGUGGGAUGAAGGUGAAAGCUGACAGAGAUGAGUCUUCACCAUAUGCUGCCAUGCUUGCAGCUCAGGAUGUUGCUCAGAGAUGCAAGGAACUUGGCAUUACUGCGCUGCACAUCAAGCUCCGUGCCACUGGCGGUAACAAGACAAAAACACCUGGUCCUGGGGCACAGUCUGCUCUCCGCGCACUUGCUCGUUCUGGAAUGAAAAUUGGACGUAUAGAGGAUGUCACUCCAAUUCCCAGUGAUAGCACUCGUAGGAAGGGUGGUAGACGAGGGAGACGGCUGUGAGCUUUUGCUAUUAUUAUCCAGUCAGAGCUGUUUUUGUUCUUGCAAUAGUUUGUGUUUUCCAAUUGAAUUGCCGGACCCAUGGAAAAUUAGCCAAUUUUGAAACUAAUUUGUAGUUCCGGUCUCUAUGUGAUUCGCCAAAUAUUUAUUUUCAGCUCAUUUGGAAACAAUUUUUAUAUAACUUUCUCAAAAUUAUGCUUUC